Messenger RNA from Acanthaster planci (crown-of-thorns starfish), 1398 nucleotides. Its product is annotated as peptidoglycan-recognition protein SC1a-like. Gene Ontology annotation, biological process: peptidoglycan catabolic process. NCBI's taxonomy places the organism in Eukaryota, Metazoa, Echinodermata, Asteroidea, Valvatida, Acanthasteridae. Gene Ontology annotation, molecular function: zinc ion binding; N-acetylmuramoyl-L-alanine amidase activity. The record is from RefSeq and is a predicted model, not a curated record.
AAGCGCAACUAUAUUUGCAUGGUCCCUUUAAAGUAACUUUGUAGUUUAAAAAUUAUUUUAUGGUAGAAAUAAUUUCCUGUAUAUAAAUAAGCUCGGUAAUUACCUCAAUGGAAUAAUGCCCACAUGUUUCAAGUAUCUAAUGCCUUGUUUAAAAAGGAAUUAAGUUUAACCUUCGAUUGGAUCCUCUUGGACUAUUUCUACACUUACUUUGGGAGAUAUAAAAGAGGCUUCACGAGUAGUAUUCACCAAUACGUGGCAGGAAGCCGACAAGGAAUACGUCCGUAGAGAUGGGUCUUCAAAGUCACUUGUCCGUAACUGUUUUGCUGUGUCUGUGCGUCGCAAAUACCACAUUCUCUCUGAGAGGCUUUCUUCACCCGACUGACGACCCAUGCAGUAGUCUCCCCGUCACCUACCGGAGAGAUUGGCAAGCUCGAUCCCCCCUGGAUAGCGUAGACAUGACGGGACACAAGCACGUUGUCUUAGUUCACCAAACUAGGACCUCAUCCUGCAAUGCGGUCCUGCGCUGUGAGGAAGUGAUGCAAAAUAUCCAGAAUUACCACAUGGACACCAAGGGUUGGAACGACAUUGGAUACAACUUUGCGAUUGGCGGAGACGGCUCGGUCUACGAAGGGCGUGGCUGGAAAACCGCGGUACCACAAACCGAUGAAGCUUCCUACGACCCCCAUGUUGCGAUCAUCGCCUUCAUUGGGACCUACGUAAAUAACCUGCCCAGUGAAAGAAUGUAUGACCGCUUCGAACAGUUGCUCCUGUGCGGUAUGCGGAGGGGUCAACUCAUCGAAAACGUGUUGGUCUGUUUCCGGUUCGCCUCCGAGACCGUGGGUUGGAAGAACGAUAUCGGAAACUGCACAACGAUGUCGAAAACAGAUAUCUUGUGAACUGGUCGUCUUUUUGAGACCGUGGGAGGGGGCACUGCCGGCUCGGUGUGGCUUGAGCAGAGCUUCAAUGAAUAGAUGUGGUGUGAACAGAUUCCCAAAAACAUGUUCAGAGGGAAACUGCCAAGAGGGCAUUCUAGCAGAUCUUCCAAGCUCCAUCCAUUGUCUGAUGGGGGGGAUCACACACAACACUUUCCAUAUAUAUCCGGCCCAAGUAAAGAUAAAACUAAAAUCAAAGUUGAAAAUUUGUAUCUGUAGUAUUCUUGUCUAGAAGUCAAUUAAGAGGUGAAGUCAAAUAUCUUAAAGUUCUUCGAGGUUUGUUCCCUAUUAAUUAUUUCUUACUAGCGUGCUCUUCUUAUAGAUAUGGUAUGAAAGAUUAUACAACUCACAUUUACAGGUGGGGGGCAUUUUAAACGGUAUUCUGGAAAAGCUUGGGAGAAAAGGUUAAAGACUCUAUGUAACUCUGAAUAAAUGAAAUAAAACUUAAUUGGACGAAAGCAUUCAA